AUUUCAAUGGAAUUUUAUUAAUUUAAUAACGCAAAAAUGAAAAUUUCUCGACAAAGAAAAGUACAAAAACAUCUGAAUUUCUAUAAAAAUAAUUUUAAAUUCAGAGAACCCUUUCAAGUUCUCAUUGAUGGAACUUUUGCAUUCGCUGCUCUUGAGGCCAAAUUUAAUAUCAAGGAACAAGUGUCUAAAUACUUUCAAGCCGAAGUGAAACUUUUAACAACUCAAUGUAUGAUUUUGGAGACAGAAAAAUUGGCGCAAUUAGAAUCAAAAUUGAAUGGUGCCUUACGAAUUAUAAAACAAUUUCCCGUUCAUAAAUGUGGACAUGAAAAAAAUUCAAUUUCUGGCUCCAAAUGUUUUAAUUCAAUGAUUUCUAAUAAUAAUUCUUCAAGGUAUGUAAUUGCAACUCAAGAUCGUGAAUUUCAAGAUCACAUUAGAAAUCUUCGAGGAGUUCCACUUCUUUAUUUACACGAUAAAGCACCAACUCUUGAGAGACCUUCGGAAGCCACUUGCAAAUACGCUGAAGAAUUACGAAAUGGAAUUGUAACAAACACUCUACAAAUUCAAACUGUUAAGGUUUUAAAACAAAAGUCAGGUUUGGAAGACAUGGAAAUUAAGUUCAAAAAAAGACGAAAAAAAGGUGGUCCCAAUCCUUUGAGUUGUAAGAAAAAGCAAAAGAAAAGUGUUGUUAAUCAAUCGAGUGCAUCAAAUGGAAAAAUACGUAAAAGAAAAAGAAUUAAAAUACCAGCUCACAUAAAAGAUGCUCUAAAAAAAUAAAUCUCAUUUUAAUUUCUUAAAUUAAAAAAGUUGAAUAGUAAAAAUAAAACAAACCGACUAAUUAUUGUAUAUAAUUAUAAAAUUUUAAUUACAGAAAAUUUAAAUUUAUUUCAAUUUUAAUUUAAUUAUUAUAAAUAAUAUGAUAUAAUUCAAAAUAAUAAUUAUUUAAACAAAUACUAAUUGUAAAUAUAAAUACAAUACACAAUUUGUAUAUAAGAAACGAAUUUAUUUAUCUUUAUAAUACAUUUCAUUUUUGUUUAGUUAAUAAUA
Molecule: messenger RNA, 1044 nt
Organism: Leptopilina boulardi
Lineage: Eukaryota; Metazoa; Arthropoda; Insecta; Hymenoptera; Figitidae
Product: rRNA-processing protein UTP23 homolog
Exons: 3
Coding region: 37-774 (245 amino acids)
Cellular component (GO): nucleolus; small-subunit processome
Molecular function (GO): small ribosomal subunit rRNA binding
Source: RefSeq, a predicted model, not a curated record